AUGUAUAAAAAUCUAUUAUUAUUAGUAAUAACUGCAUACCUGUGCCCAUACACACAAACACUGGGCCCCCAAUGCGUAGGCAAAGCCCUACCUCACAGCCCCCAAACGGACCACUGGCUCCGGGUGCUCAAACACGAUGGACUAUCACCUUUCAACAAUAACCCUGGUACUUACCAAGUGUUUCGUAACGUACGAGAUUACGGGGCCAAAGGGGACGGUCAAACCGAUGACUCAGAUGCCAUAAACCUGGCCAUCAGUUUUGGCGACCGGUGUGGCAUAGGGUGUGACUCCAGCACCACAUCCCCGGCCAUCGUAUACUUCCCGCCCGGGAAAUACCUAAUAUCCCGAUCGCUCCUACAGUACUAUUUCACCCAAUUCGUUGGCGACCCCAUAGAACUCCCGGUGCUAAUAAUGGCGCCCGAUUUUGAUGGCGACAGAGUCAAAGCACUGGUAGCCUCUAACCACUACGGGUCGGGUGGGGCCGAGAUCUGGACGAAUCAAAACAACUUUUAC
Messenger RNA from Oppiella nova, 513 nucleotides. The record is from the annotation of a GenBank genome assembly. NCBI's taxonomy places the organism in Eukaryota, Metazoa, Arthropoda, Arachnida, Sarcoptiformes, Oppiidae.